UCAAAUUUCACUCCCAAACACCACAACACAAAAAAAAAAACCACCCACUCACUCUUCUUCACACUUUCUCCCCUCCCAUUCUUCCUUCUUCCAUUCCAUGCUUUCUCUCUCUCCUCCACUAAAAUGUUCCCUCUCACUCUCAUCACCAUCUUCAUCAUCUCCAUCUUCAUCUCUUUCCCACAAACACUCUCUCUAAACCAAGAAGGUCUUUACCUUCAACACCUCAAACUCACUUUAGACGACCCAACAAACUCUCUCUCUAACUGGAACACUCGCCAUGACACACCAUGCAAUUGGUCUGCAGUCACUUGCGACUCUACUACUUCCUCAAUCAUCUCUCUUAACUUCACUUCUUUCAAUCUUGUUGGACCAUUUCCUCUUAUCUUAUGUCGUCUACAUUCUCUCUCAUCUCUUUCAUUCUCUAACAACUUCAUCAACUCAUCUUUACCUUCUAAUAUCUCCAACUGUAGUAAUCUCGUUUAUCUCGACCUUUCGCUUAAUACACUCGUGGGUGAAAUACCUGGUUCUCUUGCAUCAAUAACCAGUCUCCGGUACUUGGAUUUGAGCGGGAAUAACUUCUCCGGCGAUGUUCCGGCGAGUUUCGGAACUUUCCGGAACCUUGAGGAGAUUUCAUUGGUCGAUAACCUACUCGACGGAGAUUUCCCCAUGUUCUUGACCAAUGUUACUACUCUGAAGACCUUAAAUCUGAGUUACAACCCGUUUAGGCCGAGUCAAAUCGGUCCUGAGAUCGGUAACUUAGCGAGCCUCGAGUAUUUCUGGGUUGCUAACUGCAGCUUGUUCGGCGAGUUGCCUGACUCGGUGAGUCGACUCGGGAAGGUGAUCAACUUCGACGUGUCGAGCAACGGUUUGAGCGGGAGGAUACCGAGUUCGAUCACUGAGUUGACGAGUGCGGUGCAGAUUGAGCUUUACGGGAACGAGUUCAGCGGCGAGUUGCCGUCUUCUGGGUGGUUGAAGAUGAGGUCGUUGAGGAUGUUUGAUGCUGCGAUGAACAAGCUCAACGGGACGAUUCCCGACGAUUUGACUCAGUUGCAACUCGCGUCGUUGAAUCUGUACGAGAAUGAGUUGGUGGGUGAUGUUCCUGAGAGUAUAGCGAACUCGGUGAAUUUAUACGAGUUGAAGCUUUUUAGUAAUAAACUUUCUGGUGAGUUACCGAAGAAACUCGGGGAGAAUUCGAGGUUGGAGCUUAUUGAUGUGUCGAAUAAUAAUUUUAGUGGGGAGAUUCCACCUGGGUUGUGUUCUAAAGGUGAGUUAACUCAGUUGUUGAUGAUUGAUAACUCGUUUUCCGGCGAAAUUCCGGCGAGUUUAUCAGAGUGUAGGAGUUUAACGAGAGUAAGGUUGAGUAAUAAUCGAUUUUCCGGCAAUGUACCACCGAGUUUCUGGGGGUUACCUCAUUUAUCAUUGCUUGAACUUUCGUAUAAUUUGUUUUCUGGGGAAAUAUCGAAAUCAAUUGCUUCGGGUUUGAAUUUAUCGCAGCUUUUGAUUUCGAAUAAUAAUUUUUCUGGGAAAAUUCCGGAGGAGAUUGGGUUUUUAAGCAAUUUAUUGAGUUUUGUUGCGAAUGAUAAUCAGUUUUCUGGGUCAUUGCCGGAUUCUAUGGUGAAUUUGAGGGAGUUAGGGAGGUUAAAUUUGGAGAAUAAUGAGUUAAGUGGUGAGAUUUCAUCUGAGAUUACGGAAAUGAAGAAACUUAAUGAUUUGAAUUUAGGAAGUAAUGGUUUUUCCGGGAGAAUUCCGGCGGAAAUGGGGAAGUUAUCAACGCUUAAUUACCUCGAUUUGUCGAAUAAUCAGUUAAUUGGUCCAGUUCCAGAUGAAUUGCAGAACUUGAAGUUGAAUCAGUUAAAUUUGUCGAAUAAUCGAUUAUCCGGCGAACUUCCGCCAUUGUUUGCUAAGGAAAUGUAUAAGAGUUCAUUUAUGGGGAACCCUGGAUUAUGUGGUGAGAUAUCUGGUUUAUGUGAUAGUAGAAUUGAGGUGAAAAAACAGAGGUAUUUAUGGUUGUUAAGAACAAUAUUUGUUCUUGCUGCGGUUAUUUUCUUAGUGGGUGUAGUGUGGUUUUAUUACAAGUACAAGAAUUUCAACCAAGUGAAACAAACGAUUGAUAAAUCAAAAUGGACUUUAAUGUCGUUUCACAAAUUGGGUUUUAGUGAAUAUGAGAUUUUGGAUUGUUUAGAUGAAGAUAAUGUGAUAGGAACAGGAGCUUCAGGGAAAGUGUACAAAGCUGUUCUUAGCAAUGGUGAGGCUGUAGCAGUGAAGAAACUAUGGGGUUUUUCGAAUAAAUUUGUCGAUGGAGACGGAGGAGAUGUCGAAAAUGGUCGAGGUAUACACGAUGAUGGAUUCGAAGCUGAAGUCGAAACGUUGGGGAAGAUUAGGCAUAAGAAUAUAGUAAGAUUAUGGUGUUGUUGCAAGACUAAAGAUUGUAAGUUGCUUGUUUAUGAGUAUAUGCCAAAUGGUAGUUUGGGUGAUUUGUUGCAUAGUUCUAAAGGAGGGUUAUUAGAUUGGCCUACGAGGUAUCGAAUCGCCCUCGAUGCUGCUGAAGGUCUUUCGUACUUGCACCAUGAUUGUGUCCCGGCUAUUGUUCAUAGAGAUGUGAAAUCAAAUAACAUCCUUUUGGAUGGUGAUUACGGUGCUAAGGUGGCGGAUUUCGGAGUGGCGAAAGUAGUGGACGCUAUCGGAAAAGGGACUAAAUCGAUGUCGGUCAUCGCCGGUUCUUGUGGCUACAUUGCUCCUGAGUAUGCAUAUACACUUCGAGUCAACGAGAGGAGUGACACAUAUAGCUUUGGGGUCGUAAUCUUAGAAUUGGUGACCGGAAAAAGGCCGGUGGACCCUGAGUACGGUGAGAAGGACUUGGUCAAGUGGGUGUGCACCACAAUGGACCAGAAGGGUGUGGACCAUGUCAUUGACCCAAAGCUCGAUUCUUGCUUCAAGGAAGAAACCUGCAAGCUCCUCAACAUAGGAUUACUCUGCACUAGUCCCCUCCCCAUCAACCGCCCAUCGAUGAGGCGAGUGGUGAAGAUGUUGCAAGAAGUGAGCGGUGAAAACUUGUCGAAAUCAGGGAAGAGGGACGGUAAAUUGACACCGUACUACUACGAAGACGCUUCCGAUCAAGGAAGUGUAGUUUAAACUUUAAAAGUUCAUUCAUAUACUCCUCUAUGUAGUAGUGCAAGUCUGCAAGAAAAGGAAUGGAAUUUUUAGUGUUGUUUGGUUUUGGCAUUGGGUGAGAACUAAGAAAGCAAGUGAGAUCCUUAGAAACAAAAAUCAAAAGUCUGAAAGACAAAGACAAGUGAUAAAUAGAGGUAGAGUAGUACUAGUAAUAUUAGUAGCAAGUAUUUAUGAGUUGCUAUUGUACACUGUAAAUUUGUUUGACUAAUCAGAGUUUUCUUAUCCAAAAGUUGAAAUGCAGCCUGCAUCCAUAGAUUUGUUGCAGUAAUGCUGUUAAACA
Beta vulgaris subsp. vulgaris (sugar beet) is the source of this 3451-nucleotide messenger RNA. Its product is annotated as receptor-like protein kinase HSL1. Lineage: Eukaryota; Viridiplantae; Streptophyta; Magnoliopsida; Caryophyllales; Amaranthaceae. Gene Ontology annotation, molecular function: ATP binding; receptor serine/threonine kinase binding; protein kinase activity. Gene Ontology annotation, biological process: protein phosphorylation. The record is from RefSeq and is a predicted model, not a curated record. The transcript has 2 exons. Bases 124 to 3132 code for a protein of 1002 amino acids.